UAAUGAUUUUGCAGCUCAUAGGAUCGCCACUGAAAUCACGUACCAUGACAAUCCGCAUGUGCCAAAUGCCUUCCUUGCUCUAUUCUACAAAUGAAUAUUCAUGAGCCUACUCCUUGCGAUAAUAAUGACAAUGUAAACUUUGGAUACCAGGUUUCUGCCUUUUUCGAAACGAAGAAAAUGUAUUAAUUAGUUUCCUUUUGUUAAUUGGGAAACACCUCAUCAAUAGUUUGUCUUUAUAUAAAAUACCCACGUGAUCAAUUGGAUAUUUACGUCAUUCCUCCAUGUCUAUAUAACAUUUUCAGCUACUUCCUCCUUGUUUAUUUCCACAGCGUAGUGUAGUAUUGGGAGGUCACACUUUGUACCACUGUAGGCGUAGUGUAGUAUUGGGAGGUCACACUUUGUACCACUGUAGGAUUAUUUUCAUCUAAUCCUAUUCCAUUGAUAUGAUGAACUACACUAACCAAGGAGUUGGUUACCUAGAUGGAUAUGCUGGAGGCUUUCAUCCGCAAGGGGUGAUGUCACAGAUGAGUAUGCUGACCCGUGCAUCAGCACCUUCAUAUGGGCAGUCUGGCCUUGGAGUAACAGAUGCCGGACUUGAGGCAGAUUUCUGCGGACUCCUGGCUCCCAUUUUCCAGAGGGCUAACCUAAAAGAGUUCAAAAUGGCUCUGGCACAAUCUCUCCAAAGAUUCGAGAGAAGCAUGCAGUCUCACAAUUCACUGGCAAUGACUUCUACUGUGUGUAGUUUGACUUACAGUACUAAUAAACAGUCUGGGCAGAUAUUCCCCCCAGGUAUCCGUGUGGACCCACUUGCGGCUUACUGUAAUGAUGUGCUGUCUACCUUUUAUAAGCUUCAUCCGUGUGCCCCCGUAUCUCUAGCCUGUGAUAUUGGCGAUGGUCGUCUGAACGUUCUUCUACAGAAUAGCGGCAUCCCAUUGGCUUCUUACAGGGCAGAGGAGGCGACCUUUCAGUUCUGUCAGGUAUAUGCCACUAAUCUGCUGCGCUACCUAAACAAAUGUCUGCAGCUAUUAAUCCCCCCUGCUACACUGGCUCAGAUUCUCUGUGUGACCCUGACAGACCUUGAUAAGAUGAAACAGGAACAGAACCGUCAAGCACUUAUUGUCGAUAUUGGAAGCAGCUGGGAUUUUAUAUUAAAAGGAGAAUUUUCCGAACCUUACUUCCAGGAGUUGGCCAAUUAUAUUGCGGAAGAGAGAUCCAAAGGGGCGAUCUACCCGCUAACUCAUCAAGUGUUCCCGCCAGCUCAUCAAGUGUUCUCCUGGACUCAGUUCUGCACUCCGGAAUCUGUGAAGGUGGUUAUAUUGGGACAGGACCCAUAUCACGAACCAAACCAAGCUCAUGGUCUGUGUUUCAGCGUACAAACAGGGGCGAAGAUUCCACCAAGCUUAGAGAACAUUUAUAAGGAGUUGAAAAAUGACAUAGAGGGAUUCCAACAUCCUGGUCACGGCUGCCUGAUUGGCUGGGCCGCACAAGGUGUGCUGUUGUUAAACUCAUGUCUGACGGUGGGGCAUGGCCAAGCCAACUCCCACAGAAACAGAGGCUGGGAGAAAUUCACAGAUGCUGUCAUAUCAUGGCUCAACAAAAACAGGACAGGACUGGUGUUCAUACUGUGGGGGUCAUACGCACAGAAAAAGGGAUUGUGUAUAGACAAGAUGAAGCACUGUGUUCUACAAGGGGUCCAUCCUUCACCACUGUCAGCUUAUCGAGGCUUCUAUGGUUGCAAUCACUUCUCCAUGUGUAAUGCCGUCCUUGAAGCGAAUGGAAAGACUCCCAUAGACUGGACCUGGCUGCCCCAACAGUACUAGUUGAAAAUAAAUCAUUGUUAUUUUA
Molecule: messenger RNA, 1845 nt
Organism: Mizuhopecten yessoensis (Yesso scallop)
Lineage: Eukaryota; Metazoa; Mollusca; Bivalvia; Pectinida; Pectinidae
Exons: 14
Coding region: 444-1820 (458 amino acids)
Biological process (GO): base-excision repair, AP site formation via deaminated base removal; base-excision repair
Cellular component (GO): nucleus; mitochondrion
Molecular function (GO): uracil DNA N-glycosylase activity
Source: RefSeq, a predicted model, not a curated record